Messenger RNA from Gekko japonicus, 2759 nucleotides. RefSeq names its product serine/arginine-rich splicing factor 12 (gene SRSF12). The coding region runs from base 176 to 976 and encodes 266 amino acids. Lineage: Eukaryota; Metazoa; Chordata; Lepidosauria; Squamata; Gekkonidae. Gene Ontology annotation, molecular function: RNA binding. The transcript has 6 exons. The record is from RefSeq and is a predicted model, not a curated record.
CCCUUCGCCGACUGCUUCUGGCCUCCACCAGCUGCGGCAGUUUCUUUCCCAGCCCCUUCCCCUUCCGCCGCCGCCGCCUCCAUCUCGAGCUCUUCGGAGUCGGAGAUUGGCGCGCGCGUUGUUCUUCACUCCUCCGUUUGUCUGUCGGCGUGGGAGACCUGCGGGCCUUGGCGCCAUGUCCCGCUAUACGCGGCCUCCCAACACUUCGUUGUUCGUUAGGAACGUGGCAGAUGCCACCAGGCAGAAACCAGUGAGAGCCCCAUGCCUAGAGCCUGAGGAUUUGCGCCGUGAGUUUGGUCGGUAUGGCCCUGUAGUAGACGUAUACAUUCCGCUUGACUUCUACACAAGACGCCCAAGAGGAUUUGCUUAUAUACAGUUUGAAGAUGUUCGCGAUGCAGAAGAUGCUCUGUAUAACCUCAAUAGAAAGUGGGUAUGUGGCCGGCAAAUUGAAAUACAGUUUGCACAAGGUGAUCGCAAAACACCAGGUCAGAUGAAAUCGAAAGAACGGCGCCAGUGUUCUCCAAUGGAUUACAGAAGAUCACGAAGUCGUAGCCGAAGGAGGACACGUAGCAGAAGUUCUUCAUGGGGUUGGAGCAGGAGAUACUCUGACAGUUUUAAAGAGUCGAGGCGUAGACGACAUUCUUACAGCCAAUCUAAGUCUCGUUCAAAAUCUCUUCCAAGGCACUCCAGCUCACCAAGACGAUCUGUCACGCCCCAGAGAAAUUCUGGUUCUAGAGGAAGAUCGCGGUCAAAGUCACCUCAGAGAAGCUCAAAAUAUGCAGAAAAAUCACCAUCAAGUUCCCAUAGAAGACGGUCCAGUUCAAGAACAAAGUCACGAUCACAUCCUAAACGUUCAGGCUCACCUACCAGGUCUCUGUCUAAAUCUCCACGGAAGCAUGUUAAUUCAAGUUCUCGUUCACAUUCUAGGAGCUUCUAUCAGAGAAAUAGUAACCAGUCAGUAUCUGAAGAAGAUUAAUUUUGCUGUUUCUUUAACACAGUUAUAAUGAGCACAAAAAAAAAGGUAGAACAAAAAUUGUCCAAAGCUUAUCAGAACUGUAAGGUAAUUAUGUAUUUGUUUAAGGAAAUAUUUUACUUUCAUCUUCCUUUUGGUCCUUGCUUCACUGUUUAAGCUUUCAUUUCUGUUAUUCUCUAGAACCAAUUUGUCUGUUCUAGAUUCUCUUUCGUUUACUUAGAGCUCACUUCUAUGCUCAGUUACAGCAUUGGUUCCAUCAUGAAGCUCUUUGAAUCAAUGCAAGCUGGAGCCAUUCCUGGAACUGAUGUAGCUUUAACUGCUGCCGAAUCAAGAUGGCAGGAGGGAGACAACUAGAGCUGUUGCAGCUUAAUAGUAGUGCAAAUCAUUAGUGGUUAGAAGUUGUACCAAGGGAUUUCCCCUUGCGUUUAGUUGUAGAUAGGGCAGAGAUGUCUAGUUAUGUUUUGCUUGCAUCACACAGUACUUUUUUUUACAGUACUUUUAAAAACUAUUGCAGUACAAGCAAGCCAGUGCUGCAAGAGCUACAGUUAACAUAUGAAUAGGCUUUCACUAGUACAGACCUAGAUUGGACGAGGACACAAUUUUCUUGAUAGCAUAUUACUAGGAGGUUUUCUGGCAUUAUUUGGUGCCUGUAUUGUUUGGAUUGUGAGAGCAUCCAAAUUUGAAGGCAGACAUUAUUGUAUGUGCUUCAGGUAAUCGUGGUCUUUUAAAAAAAUUGACUGAUGUGUUUCAGCCCUAAUAGCUGUUGAGUUUACAGUGCUCUUUCUGAAUGCAAGCUGGUUUAUAAUUGUUUCAGAUUACUGAACUAUGUAGUAGUGCUUGGAAAUUCUUGCAUAACAUAGAGAUGGGGAAUUUUGCAUCUGUCUGUCAAACUUAGUUUAUUUUAAAAUAGAAAAAGAAAACUAGUAGAAGUAAAUAAAUUCUCUUACAGCCUCCAUUUUUGUGGUUCUCCAUUUCCCCAUCAAAUGAAUGGUUAAGGAAUGAGGCACUCGGACUUCCUUCCCUUCAUAGUAUGGUCCUAAGAAGAAUUGCACCUUUCUAAAUCCCCUGAUUUUAGUGGAUUUAGAAGGGUGUAACUCAGCUUAGGACCACAGUUUAAGUGAAUGGAAAACAUGGGCUGUAUUAUGUGGCUUUCUGGGUUGGAUACAGGACCAGAAAGGAGGUGGGGUGAAACAGAUUUUGGUUCCAUGCAGCAGAUAAUUAUGAAAAUAACAGGUCUUGAAUGCAUUGGACAUUUAAAAAAGAAGUGUUACAUGUCAUUUUUUGAUACUUCAUGAGUUAAAAUAUAUGAUUUUCAUGUGUGGUUGAAUGUUUUUGUAAAAGUAUGUCUUCAGCAGUUAACUUUGUAGUGUAAAAAUCUUAAUUUUAUUAUAUUCUGUAUUUUCAAAAUAUUGUAUUAGGAGACCAAGGUAGAAGAUACUUCCGUAGGCAUUUUUAACUCUGAGCCCCUGAAACUAUUGAACAGUUGCAUAUCUGAGUAUAAAAUCUUUAUUAGCUUGUUUAACGCUAGUAACAGAUGAUGUUCUUUUUUGUUUUCUUUUUUGCAUUUUACAGUGUAAUACAUUUGUACUGUAUAGCAACGUUUUGGGAAUCAUAAUUUGUGUGUUAAAUGUAUGAUAGCUGUGAUAUAUGUAACAUGGCAUAAAUACUGCAUUGUAGUGGCAGUAAAAUCACAUUUCACUUCAUGAGCAGUUACACAGUUUUAUGUUAGGAGUGGUACUACUAUUAUUUCAUAACUAAAACUAUUUUCAAUAAAACACAGUCCUGC